Messenger RNA from Coregonus sp. 'balchen', 7011 nucleotides. Lineage: Eukaryota; Metazoa; Chordata; Actinopteri; Salmoniformes; Salmonidae. The record is from the annotation of a GenBank genome assembly.
CCGGUGGAGGGGUCAGAGGUGGAGGGAUGGAGGGGUGGGUGGGUGGUAUCUCUCAGCAGAUCCAGGAGCUCAGAGGAACCUCAGUCGGCGGUUCGUAUCGGAGACAAACAGACAGACAGAAUGCAGCAGGCUGUCAUACUUGUGGUCCUCUUGGUCCUGGUGGGCCUCCUCCAUGGGGUACCAGUGCUUCCCGAACCUCUCUUCCCCACACAGGAGAACUUUGACCUGAGCAAGGUAAGAGUUAGUCUCUUAGCCAUCGAGGUUGCCCUUUCUCAUAGCCUUCCCAAGGAGGUUACUCUGUCUCUCUUGCUUUCUCACAAAUAUUCUUCAAUAGCAUAGCCAUAUUGGUUAAAACAUUUUGUAUACUGGAUGGGUAAUAGUCUGAUUCAGUUGAGAGGUCAAAAUGUGUUUGCUUUUGAUCAGCUUGUAUGGUCAAAAGUGUUUCUAUGGGUGCCUGUUAACAUCUGUAAAUACUGUAAAUACUGCAUAUUCCCAAUACAGCAUUGUUGGUCUGUAAAAAACUAAUCUUGGAACCCAGAACCAAAUUAUGUAUGUCAUGAGUGUUUUGGUUAAUCAUGCCACAUGUCCUGGAUUUUAACCUUUAUUUUAAGCCUUUUACAGAAAUUAGAAUUAGACCAAAAAUUAAAGCAAUCAUUUUUCAGAGGAUAACAAGAAAGGGGACAGUUUGAUGAAAAAGCUUUAAAUAAAUGUUAACAUCCAGGUCAUGUGACAUGAUUAACCAAAACACAGGGCCUAGUCAUGAGAGACUAGUAGUUCAUACACAGUUAGUUCUCUCUCUGUCUGUCAUAACUCUCUCUCUCUCUUCAUGGGUCAGUUCAUGGGUAAGUGGCAUGAUAUUGCGGUAGCAUCCACCUGUCCCUGGAUGCAGCGCCACAGAGGAGACUCAGCUAUCGGCACACUGGAGCUGCAGGCCGGGGUCACUGAAGGCAAAGUCAGCAUGAAACGCAGCAUGAAAAAGUGAGGUUACACACACACACACACACAGACAUAUGCGUGUGUCUCUGAACUGUCCCUAAUAAUGCCACUGGAUUCACUAUAGAUUAACUAAAUAUAUUAUGUGGUGUGUGUGUGUGUGUGUGUGUGUGUGUGUGUGUGUGUGUGUGUGUGUGUGUGUGUGUGUGUGUGUGUGUGUGUGUGUGUGUGUGUGUGUGUGUGUGUGUGUGUGUGUGUGUGUGUGUGUGUGUGUGUGUGUGUGUGUGUGUGUGUGUGUGUGUGUGUGCGCGCGCGUGCGCGUGUGUAGGCACGGGACAUGUAAGCAGAUCUCUGGUGAUUAUGAGAUAACAGACACACCUGGAAGAUUCACCUACCACAUUGCCAGUGAGUCUUUAGUGUCUGUUCAUACCCUGAAUCCCAAAUCAAGCCCUAGCCCUUACCUCCUAGGCACUUGUAGAUCUGAAAAAAUUGGGUAGGUGUAAGUAAUAUGGUGAUAGAUCCAUUGUCCCCUCUGAUAGGCCAGACAGAAUUGCAGCCAUAUUGCUUACACCGAUCUAAUACUCUCAGACUGAGAGGUAAGGGCUAGGGAUAGAUUCUUUUUUUAUACCACUGUCUCACCAACCAUAUUUCUGAAGUCAAAGAUGACAGGUCAUUGACAGUAUGUACUGUAUGUUUGUGUUCUCCUCCAUGCAGAGUGGGGGGCUGAUGUUGAUGCCUAUGUGGUUCACACUAACUAUGAUGAGUACGCCAUCGUCAUGUUAAGCAAACAGAAGACAGGUGGUGAGAAGACCAAGUCCGCCAAGCUAUACAGUGAGUGGCACUACUAAUAGGGAGCAGGUAGCCUAGCAGUCAGUGUUGGGCCAGUAAUUGAAAGGUCGCUGGUACAAAUACCCAAGCAGACCAGGUAAUAAAUUGGUCGAUGUUCCCUUGACUUAACCCAGAUUUGCUCCAGGGGUGCCGGACUUCUGUGGUUGACCCUGUAAACAACACAUUUAACUGCACAUAUCCGGCGUUUGUGACAAUAAAACAUGUUUAUAUUUAAUUUUUACAAAUGCAUCUACAUCACACAACACCACUGAGACAAUGGGCGAAUUCGAUUAUGCUGAGCCACAAGGCACCAGCAAAGGCUCAUCACGUCAUCCGGGCAAAGGACCGUCACGUCAUCCGGGCAAAGGACCGUCACGUCAUCCGGGCAAAGGACCGUCAGGUCAUCCGGCGAAAGCGGGGAGGGAGGUGCGCCCUUCUCAAAUUUAACCGUAAUCUGUGCCACUCUGUCAUUUUUUCAACAAGGCAGCAUGGUGCAUCGUCCAGAAACACGUACAGUGGGGAGAACAAGUAUUUGAUACACUGCCGAUUUUGCAGGUUUUCCUACUUACAAAGCAUGUAGAGGUCUGUCAUUUUUAUCAUAGGUACACUUCAACUGUGAGAGACUGAAUCUAAAACAAAAAUCCAUAAAAUCACAUUGUAUGAUUUUUAAGUAAUUAAUUUGCAUUUUAUUGCAUGACAUAAGUAUUUGAUCACCUACCAACCAGUAAGAAUUCCAGCUCUCACAGACCUGUUAGUUUUUCUUUAAGAAGCCCUCCUGUUCUCCCCUCAUUACCUGUAUUAACUGCAACUGUUUGAACUCGUUACCUGUAUAAAAGACAUCUGUCCACUCACUCAAUCAAACAGACUCCAACCUCUCCACAAUGGCCAAGACCAGAGAGCUGUGUAAGGACAUCAGGGAUACAAUUGUAGACCUGCACAAGGCUGGGAUGGGCUACAUGACAAUAGGCAAGUAGCUUGGUGAGAAGGCAACAACUGUUGGCGCAAUUAUUAGAAAAUGGAAGAAGUUCAAGAUGACGGUCAAUCGACUCGGUCUGGGGCUCCAUGCAAGAUCUCACCUCGUGGGGCAUCAAUGAUCAUGAGGAAGGUGAGGGAUCAGCCCAGAACUACACGGAAGGACCUGGUCAAUGACCUGAAGAGAGCUGGGACCACAGUCUCAAAGAAAACCAUUAGUAACACACUACGCCGUCAUGGAUUAAAAUCCUGCAGCGCACGCAAGGUCCCCCUGCUCAAGCCAGCGCAUGUCCAGGCCCGUCUGAAGUUUGCCAAUGACCAUCUGGAUGAUCCAGAGGAGGAAUGGGAGAAGGUCAUGUGGUCUGAUGAGACACAAAUAUAGCUUUUUGGUCUAAACUCCACUCGCUGUGUUUGGAGGAAGAAGAAGGAUGAGUACAAUCCCAAGAACACCAUCCCAACCGUGAAGCAUGGAGGUGGAAACAUCAUUCUUUGGGGAUGCUUUUCUGCAAAGGGGACAGGACGACUGCACCGUAUUGAGGGGAGGAUGGAUGGGGCCAUGUAUCGCGAGAUCUUGGCCAACAACCUCCUUCCCUCAGUAAGAGCAUUGAAGAUGGGUCGUGGCUGGGUCUUCCAGCAUGACAACUACCCGAAACACACAGCCAGGGCAACUAAGGAGUGGCUCCGUAAGAAGCAUCUCAAGGUCCUGGAGUGGCCUAGCCAGUCUCCAGACCUGAACCCAAUAGAAAAUCUUUGGAGGGAGCUGAAAGUCCGUAUUGCCCAGCGACAGCCCCGAAACCUGAAGGAUCUGGAGAAGGUCUGUAUGGAGGAGUGGGCCAAAAUCCCUGCUGCAGUGUGUGCAAACCUGGUCAAGACCUACAGGAAACGUAUGAUCUCUGUAAUUGCAAACAAAGGUUUAUGUACCAAAUAUUAAGUUCUGCUUUUCUGAUGUAUCAAAUACUUAUGUCAUGCAAUAAAAUGCAAAUUAAUUACUUAAAAAUCAUACAAUGUGAUUUUCUGGAUUUUUGUUUUAGAUUCCGUCUCUCACAGUUGAAGUGUACCUAUGAUAAAAAUUACAGACCUCUACAUGCUUUGUAAGUAGGAAAACCUGCAAAAUCGGCAGUGUAUCAAAUACUUGUUCUCCCCACUGUACAACAUCUCUUUUCCCUAAGUAAAUGUCAUUGGGAAGGCAGAUAGUGUUUCUAUCAAAAGCAAUCACUUUUGCAUGGGAAAUCACAAAAUCCUACUAAUUACUACCGUGCUUAACUACGUCACUUUUGUUUUGAGCCGACUUCGCCGUGGCCUUUGAACAGGGCACCUGGCUCACACCCGGGAGGUAGCCCGGUUCAAAAUCUAAAUCAAUCAACUUUCAGCCGAUGCAAAACACGCCUACACGUGCGCCUAGGCGAGAUUAAUCAAACCCCUUUAUUAGCCUGGUUCCAGAUCUGUUUGUGCCAUCAUGCCAACUCCUAUGGUGGUCGUUGUCAUGCCUACUCGAAAUUGUGUUGUAGAUAUUGGAUGGGAUUAACAGUAGACGGUGGAUCUAUUUUUUUUCUGACAUUUAAAAAUGCAUUUCCUGCAAUUCUACACAGUUUGGCAUGACUUAUUAUGACCCUCUGGAGGGGUAUUUUGAAAACACAGUAUAAGUAUAAGUGGGGGGCCCCCAAAUAUAUUUUGAUUUGUUUAACACUUUUUUGGUUACUACAUGAUUCCAUAUGUGUUAUUUCAUAGUUUUGAUGUCUCACUAUUAUUCUACAAUGUAAGAAAUAGUAAAAAUAAAGAAAAACCCUUGAAUGAGUAGGUGUGUCCAAACUUUGGACUGGUACUGUAUAUAUAUAUAUAUAUAUAUAUAUAUAUAUAUAUAUAUAUAUAUAUAUAUAUAUAUAUAUAUACCAGUAUAUAUACUGGACACACCUACUCAUUCAAGGGUUUUUCUUUAUUUUUACUAUUUCUUAUAUAUAUAUAUAAUACUUUUCAAAUACAUUAUUGGGGUGAUGAUUUAACCUGUUCUGAAUAUUGGGGGGGGGACAUGUCCCCCCAUCCCCUGUGGCAAUUUCGCCUAUGGUUUGGCAUGACAGCAGCACAAACAGAAAUAUGACAAUGACUAUAGAAGUUGGCAGGACCACAAACAGAUCUGGGACCAGUCCACUCAGACACAGCUAUAAUCCUAUUAUAAUUGAAAUAGAUAAUAUUUCUAUGGUUAGUACUGUAUAUUCAGCAGCAUAACUAAAAUGCUGCCCCCUUCAGGCCGCACCAUGGAACUGCGGCCCACUAUCCUGGACGACUUCAGGAGGCUGGUGAGGGAGCAGGGCAUGGCUGACGACACAGUCAUCAUCAAACAGAACAAAGGUACAGGCACACACACGUGAGCAAAACACACACACACAUACACACAGGCAGGCACACAGACAGGCGCGUGUGCACACAGACACAAACACACACACACCUGUGACCUCCACUAUGUGUCUGAACAUCCUUUGACCUUUGAACCCCUGCUGUCUCUCUCAACAGGCGAGUGUAUACCAGGAGCAGAGCCUGUAGCAGCAGAGCCUCAGCCUGAGAUUACGGCACUGGUACUUCCUGUAUUCAAUGAUUCAAGUUUCAAUGUUGAGGUUGUACACCGUAUCAGGGACGGAGAUUUAAUCAAAAGGUGGAUUUGGUUAAAGGCAUUAAAGAAAGUUAAUCAAAUUCCAAUUACACAUUUUCUUCAUUGAAGAGCAUUGAAUAUAAUUUGAAUUGGAUUUGGAAUUUCAGUAUACUUCCUGAAUUGACUGGAAUUGAAAUGGAAUUGACCCCAACCCUGCUAACUACUCACCUGUCUGUCUCCAGAGAGCUAAGAGGGACAUAGUCCUCCCUGAGCCUGCCCCUGUGGAGGGUUCCGGUAUGAGUGAUGACACCAUGAUCUUCAGGAGUGCAGGUGAGAGUACAUGAUGGGCCUGCUAGCUAUGCCAUUGACCUCUAAAUUUAAGGUUUAGCCUAUGCUCCGUGUGGGUCUAGUUAGUGAAUCCCUGGAAGCAGAUAGAACCAAUUAUGUAUAUUACAUAUACAGUAUAUUGCAUACAGUGACUUACAUAAUGUAUGUCUAUGCAGGGAUGGGCUGGCCAUAGGGUAAUUCUAGCUAAUUAUAAUUAUUUGGCUAAUAAUGGGGUCCUCAAGGGAAAAAAUGGUCCGUUGUGGGGGCCUCAGUGAAAAAAAAUUAUCCUGUGUGUUAGAAAUGCCAGAUUUCUGGUCCCAGUCCGUCCCUGUGUCUAUGGCUAGAACACACAAUGCACUGCACUUACCAGACUGUCUGACCAUCAGUGCUACACUGCUACUGUACAUCUCUCCUCAGAGUCCUGUAAGGCGGAACCAGAUGCAGGUCCCUGUUUCGGGAUGAUGCAGCGCUACUUCUACAACUCUACCAGUAUGGGCUGUCAGCUGUUCACCUAUGGAGGCUGCAUGGGCAACCAGAACAACUUUGUGACCGAGAGGGAGUGUCUGCAGAGCUGUCGCACUGAGGGUGAGGGGAUAGAGUGUAAAAGAGGUGGUUAUUCUGUAGGUGAACCACACUCGUGUGAUGGGCAAUCUUGUGUAAGACUUCAAGACUUGCGUUAGCUCCCCAGAGCUAAUCCCUUGACUUUAGCUCUGUGGGCUAAUACAGUCUUGUGGUGCAUAGGAGACACAGGCUUGACUUCGAACCUAGUUGGUAAUGUGGCAAUGCUCAACCCACUUGAAGUUACAUUAUGAUGCUCAUGACAGUAUUCCAUAGGCUAUGUGUAAGACUAGAUGGUCUCUUAUGUGUUUCCUCCUGUCUGGUGAGGUGUGUCUCUCUACAGCUGCCUGCAGACUGCCCAUGGAUGUUCAACCCUGCACUGGGCAGCCCAAGAUCUGGGCCUUUGAUCCCAACUCUGGACUCUGUUUGGAAUAUAAAAAGGACUUCUGCCAGGGCAACAGUAACAAGUUCUACUCCAAGGGGGAGUGUGAGGAGUACUGUGGGGUGAUGAAGGAUGGUGAGAGAGCGAGAGAGAGAGAUCUAUAUACAUACACAUAUACAUACAUCAGAUAAACAUACAGGUAUACAUUAAACUAUGGCAAUAACUUUUAUCUUAUGACUGUGUAUUUGUGUUACAGGAGAAACUGAGUUCCUGAAAGCAAACUGAAGGAGAUGAGAGGUCAUAAGGAAGAAUACAUCCUAACACAAACACACAGCACAGAUCACCGUCUGGGUUAGCCGUCUGACAGACUACCUAUAUCAUUCAAUACAGAACACAACACAACACAAUAAAAUGAUGGAUUAACCUA